AUGCCUAGCCUGGUAGUACCAGGGAUAAUGGAAAGGAACGGGGGUUUCGGCGAUUUAGGCUGUUUCGGUGGGAGCGGCAAAGACAGAGCGCUGCUGGAGGAUGACCGGGCGCUGCAGCUCGCCCUGGACCAGCUCUGCCUGCUGGGGCUAGGCGAGCCUUCCUCCUCCUCCUCCUCCUCCGCCGUGGUGCUGGUGGAGGACAGCAACAACAACAACAAUAACCCGCCGCCGCCGCCGCCGCAGCAGCCCCCGCCGCCGCCGCCGCCGCCGCAGCAGCAGCCGCCGCCGCCGCCGCCACCGCCCCCCCCGGCCCCGAAGGGCUCGUCGGCGCCCAGCGCCGGGGCGGCGGAGCCCAAGUUGUGCGCCUUGUACAAGGAGGCCGAGCUGAGGCUCAAGAGCAGCUCCAACACCACCGAGUGCGUCCCGGUGCCCAGCUCCGAGCACGUGGCCGAGAUCGUGGGACGGCAAGGCUGCAAGAUCAAAGCCCUGCGGGCGAAGACCAACACCUACAUCAAGACACCAGUGCGGGGCGAGGAGCCGGUCUUCAUGGUGACGGGACGGCGGGAGGACGUGGCCAUGGCCCGGCGGGAGAUCAUCUCCGCCGCCGAGCACUUCUCCAUGAUCAGGGCCUCCCGCAACAAGGCUGGCACCACUUUCGGCAGCGCUCCCACCUUGCCGGGGCAAGUCACCAUCCGGGUGCGCGUGCCCUACCGCGUGGUGGGCUUGGUGGUGGGCCCCAAAGGAGCCACCAUCAAGCGGAUCCAGCAGCAGACCAACACCUACAUCAUCACGCCCAGCCGGGACCGCGACCCCGUCUUUGAAAUCACCGGAGCGCCGGGCAAUGUCGAACGCGCCCGGGAGGAGAUUGAGACCCACAUUGCGGUGAGGACGGGCAAGAUCCUGGAGUACAACAAUGAGAACGACUUCCUCUCCAGCAGCCCUGACUCCGGCAUGGAGAACCGCUACUCGGAGGCCUGGCGGGUCCACACGCCGGCGCCGGGCUGCAAGCCCCUCUCCACCUUCCGACAGAACAGCCUGGGCUGCAUCGGAGACUGCUCCGUCGACCCCGUCUACGAGACCCCCCGCCUGAAUGACCAAAACGACUUCAAUUACGGUUACCUCUUCCCCAACUACGGUGUGAACAAGCAAGAUCUGUAUUACGGGGUGCCGGAGUCGGGCGCCCCGAUGUGGGCUGGGCAGGAGAACACCAACCCCGUCUCGGUGCUCUUCUCGAAGCAGCAACGGUCCAGCAGCACCGGCGCCAUCCACCCAAAUUCACAUCGCUCCCCGUCCUCCUCCAUCCAGGAGCCCAAUCUCUCUGGUCUCCCGAGGAGGUCGCAGGGGGAACCCCUCCAAGGGUUUUCCAAGCUGGGGAGCACCACCGCUGCCCGGACGUCUGUCUCCAGCAGCCGCGAGUGCAUGGUGUGUUUUGAAAGUGAAGUUACGGCAGCUCUGGUGCCCUGUGGCCACAACCUCUUCUGCAUGGAAUGUGCCGUGAGGAUCUGUGAGAGGACUGAUCCCGAGUGCCCGGUUUGCCACGCUGCAGCCACUCAGGCCAUUAGAAUAUUUUCCUAA
Molecule: messenger RNA, 1575 nt
Organism: Apus apus (common swift)
Lineage: Eukaryota; Metazoa; Chordata; Aves; Apodiformes; Apodidae
Gene: MEX3A
Product: mex-3 RNA binding family member A
Exons: 2
Coding region: 1-1575 (524 amino acids)
Molecular function (GO): RNA binding
Source: RefSeq, a predicted model, not a curated record